AUGAGUUCACCCCUCCGUCCAAGCACAUCUGCUGCGAAUCGCGGCUUGGGAAACCUGGGUCGGCGAAAGCGAUCCAGAGAGCCCGAUGACGAUGCUUCGUCCGUAGCCCCUCCUUCAAGUCCACCCCCUUCGUCCCCUCCUAUGCUGCCUUUCGACGAUGAUGAGGACGAGCGAGAUGAGGAAGCUGAAUUAGACAUUGAUGAUAUCGAGGAGAUGGCAGAGGAUGAGGAUGGAAUCGAUCUUUUCGGUGACACAUUCGAUAGAGAUUAUCGGAGCGGAAAAGAAGAUCGCUACCGGGGCAGAUACAUCGAUGAUGGUGAUGAUCAGGAGGAAAUCGAUAUCGGUGCACGUCGUGAACUUGAGGCUCGCCUGGAUAGAAGAGAUCUUGAACUUUCCCGACGCCGCCGAAUGCCGGCGGCCUUCUUACAAGACGACGAGGAUGGCGAUAUCGAUUUGACUCAGCAGCCACGUCGCCGCAGGCACGCUUACGACGAGGAUCGCGACGAUAUCGAGAUGGUCGACAACGGUCUCGAAGAACUUUCCUUGGAAGAGCUUGUCGAUAUCAAGUCAUCUAACAUCACUGACUGGGUGACACAGCCCCAAGUCCUGCGCUCCAUUUACCGAGAAUUCAAGGCCUUCUUGACGGAAUUCACAGACCCCACCGGUAGCUCGGUCUACGGAAACAAGAUUAAGACUCUUGGUGAGGUAAACUCUGCUUCGCUCGAAGUUUCGUACACGCACUUGAGCAGUACCAAGGCCGUUCUUGGAUAUUUCCUCGCCAACGAGCCCACAGAAGUUCUCAAGGUUUUCGACCAGGUCGCCCUAGACGUUACCUUAUUCCACUACCCACAAUAUCAUGACAUUCAUAACGAAAUUCAUGUCCGAAUCACCGAUCUUCCCAUUGUAUAUACCCUCCGCCAACUGCGCCAGUCUCAUCUGAACUGUCUCGUUCGCGUCAGUGGAGUCGUCACCCGCCGGACGGGUGUCUUCCCACAGUUGAAAUAUGUCAUGUUCACCUGUGGAAAAUGUGGCACUACUCUAGGUCCUUUCCAACAAGAGGCCAGCUCUGAAGUGAAGAUCUCCUUCUGCCAGAAUUGCUCAUCUAGAGGCCCAUUCACUGUCAACUCAGAAAGGACUGUAUACAGAAACUACCAAAAAUUAACUCUGCAAGAAUCUCCCGGGUCCGUCCCUGCGGGUCGACUUCCCAGACAGCGAGAGGUGAUCCUCCUUGCGGAUCUUAUCGACACAGCUAAACCAGGAGAUGAAAUCGAAAUCACCGGUAUCUACCGUAACAGUUACGACGCACAGCUGAACAACAAGAACGGAUUCCCUGUCUUCGCAACAAUCAUCGAAGCCAACCAUGUGAUCAAGUCUCACGACCAGCAGGCUGGUUUCCAUUUGACAGAAGAGGACGAACGUGAGAUCCGGGCUUUGUCUCGCGAUCCAGACGUUGUCGAGAAGAUUAUCCGUUCAAUUGCUCCCAGUAUCUACGGCCAUCAAGAUGUUAAGACAGCCGUUGCCCUUUCUCUUUUCGGUGGUGUUCGUAAAGAGGCACAAGGCAAAAUGUCGAUCCGUGGGGAUAUCAACGUCUUGCUUCUUGGUGAUCCUGGUACUGCCAAAUCUCAGAUCCUGAAGUACGUCGAGAAGUCCGCCCACCGUGCGGUCUUUGCGACAGGUCAAGGAGCCAGUGCUGUCGGUUUGACAGCCAGUGUCCGCCGCGACCCCCUGACAAGCGAAUGGACCCUGGAAGGAGGAGCGCUCGUGCUUGCAGACCGUGGCACCUGUCUCAUUGACGAAUUCGACAAGAUGAACGACCAGGACCGUACAUCCAUCCACGAAGCGAUGGAACAACAAACUAUCUCCAUCUCCAAGGCCGGUAUCGUCACAACUCUUCAAGCUCGCUGUGCCGUCCUCGCUGCAGCUAACCCCAUCGGUGGCCGCUACAACAGCAGUGCGCCCUUCUCCGAGAAUGUCCAACUCACUGAACCCAUUCUUUCCCGUUUCGACAUCCUGUGUGUCGUCCGUGACCUCGUCGAUCCCAGCGAGGACGAGCGCCUAGCCAGCUUCGUCAUUGAGUCCCACCACCGCGCAAACCCUUCAAAGCCUCUCCGCGAUGAGAAAGGAAACCUCAUCAACACAGACGGUGAACGCAUUGAUGAGGAUGGCUACCGCGUUGACAACGAAGGAAGCCGCCUUCCCCUUCGAACCGACGAAUCUGAAGCCCGCAAUGCGGCAAAGGACAACGAGGAGGACGAGAAAGAUGGCGAGAUCCCGCAAGAACUUCUCCGCAAAUACAUUCUCUACGCCAGAGAACAUUGCCACCCGAAGCUCUACCAGAUCGACCAAGACAAGAUCGCUCGUCUCUUCGCCGACAUGCGCCGUGAAUCUCUCGCCACAGGCGCAUACCCAAUUACUGUCCGUCACCUUGAAGCCAUCAUGCGUAUCGCCGAAGCUUUCUGCAAAAUGCGCCUCUCCGAAUACUGUUCCGCCCAAGACAUCGACCGUGCCAUCGCCGUCACCGUGGACUCUUUCAUUGGCAGCCAGAAGGUUAGCGCCAAGCGCGCGCUAUCGAGGGCUUUCGCUAAAUACACACUCUCCCGACCAAAGCCGCAAUCAAAACGGAAGGCCGGCAUCUCAGCGCAGGGCCCCUUUGACACGAGAAGGUCGCAGGCGACAAGGUAA
Messenger RNA from Aspergillus puulaauensis, 2682 nucleotides. It is a transcript of the gene MCM2, whose product is annotated as MCM DNA helicase complex subunit MCM2. Gene Ontology annotation, molecular function: 3'-5' DNA helicase activity; single-stranded DNA binding; ATP binding. The transcript is spliced from 5 exons. NCBI's taxonomy places the organism in Eukaryota, Fungi, Ascomycota, Eurotiomycetes, Eurotiales, Aspergillaceae. Bases 1 to 2682 code for a protein of 893 amino acids. The record is from RefSeq and is a predicted model, not a curated record. Gene Ontology annotation, cellular component: nucleus; MCM complex. Gene Ontology annotation, biological process: DNA replication; mitotic DNA replication initiation; double-strand break repair via break-induced replication.